This is a messenger RNA of Mytilus trossulus (common blue mussel), 5707 nucleotides long. Its product is annotated as ATP-binding cassette sub-family C member 3-like. Gene Ontology annotation, biological process: transmembrane transport. Bases 129 to 4844 code for a protein of 1571 amino acids. The transcript is spliced from 31 exons. Gene Ontology annotation, cellular component: membrane. Gene Ontology annotation, molecular function: ATP binding; protein binding; ABC-type transporter activity. NCBI's taxonomy places the organism in Eukaryota, Metazoa, Mollusca, Bivalvia, Mytilida, Mytilidae. The record is from RefSeq and is a predicted model, not a curated record.
CACACCUUUUUACCUGUAUGCUUUCUAGUUACCGUAAUAAAAUGUACACCUCUAUUCAGUCGUUGAAACCUAUGGAUGUGUUUUUCCUUUAGCUAUAUAUUUAUAGUUCAGUUGUUGUAUGCUGACGGAUGAACAGCAUGUCAUCUUUCUGUGGGAAUUCGUCACUCUGGACAGACGAAGAGCUAUCAGCUUCUGGUCCUAAUUUUACGGAUUGUUUCCGGAACAUCGUUCCCGUGUUCAUACCGGUGGUAUGGCUGAUUCUAGGCAUGCCCUUCUACAUCAACAAUAUUAUUAAACGGCAGAGACAACAAAUUCCUCUGACACCACUCAGUAUUGUGAAAACUGUUUUAUGUUUUGUUGGUGCGUUCCUGUGGUUGGCUGAUAUCGGUGUUAACAGAUCUCUUGGGUAUCGCUGUGACAGUUUUACAGACCCUCCAUUGGUAUAUUAUGUUUGUGCUGUUUUCCAGUUGUUAGCUGUUAUUUACGUGGCCACUGUUACCCAAGUAAACAGACACAGAGGCGUAAUAACUUCCUGGAUGUUGUGGAUAUUUUGGCUGCUGUCUUUUUUUAUAAAUAUUAUACCACUUGUGUGGAAUAUCACAAAUCAGCCAAAGUGUAUUAACAGUAUAUUCCAUUAUGUGUUCUUUGCUGUUAUACUUGUCCAACUGGUAUUAUACAGUUUUACAGACAACCUAUUUAAAGAUGAAUACGAGCAUAUCGGAAAGAUGGAGUGUCCAGAAACUUACUCUUCUGUUGUGUCAAAGAUUUUGUUCUGGUGGUAUAAUCCUGUAGUUACAUUAUGUUACAAGAAAAAAAUAACAAAAGAAGAUUUGUGGGACAAUUUACCAUGCCUUAAGGCAGAACCAGUUGUUGCUGAAAUACAGGCAUCAUGGAGAGGGCAAGAAAAUCGUUCAACACUGGAUAGCCGUCAAUUUGCUGAAAAGCCUACGAUGAAUGGACUUUUUAAAACAGGCUAUUAUGAAAUCGGAAAAGACUCGGUUAAUCUACAGAAGUACGACCAUUGUCAAAUGACCAAUGGACAUUUGAACAGUAGUAAACCUGUAAUUGAAAGCAAUCCAUCAUUGAAUGGCACAAACUGUAAACAAGAACCUUCGUUUCUGAAAUGUGUUGUGAAACUGUAUGGAUACGAAUGGUUGCGUGCUUGUUUUAUUCAAAUACUGUCAGACACUGCAAUGCUACUACAGCCACUUAUUCUGGCAUUAAUAGUAGAGGAAGUCCAGAUAACAGAUAAUUAUACCUGGUAUAGUGUCGUACUUGCGAUACUUUUGUUUCUUCUUUGCCAGCUACAAUUGGUGUUGUAUUUGCACGCAGAACAGCUUACUCUUAGACUUGCAUUGAAAAUCAAAACUGCUUUAAUGGGAAUGAUUUAUAAAAAGACUUUUCGAAUAAAAAGCAGUGAGAAAAAAACGUAUACAGCUGGUGAAAUUAUGACUUUGGUUUCCGUGGACUGUCAGCGGAUUCAAGAUGCUUUCCAAUUUACUCAACAACUGUCCUCGUUUUGUAUUGUGAUUGUAGUUGGUCUUUAUGAGUUGUGGAAGCCAAUGGGGAUAUCAUUUCUUGGAUGUCUUGUGGUUAUUCUUCUUAUUUUCUUCUUGAAUUCAAUUUUUGGAAAACUACUGCAAGAUUAUUUUGAAGACAUAUUCAUGUAUAAAGGUAGCAGAAUAAAAAUAUUCAACGAAGUCAUAAAUGGAAUCAAGCUGAUUAAAAUGUAUACAUGGGAGCCAUUUUUCUUAACAAAAAUUAAAGAUAUUCGACGUAAAGAAAUUGAUGUACUUAAGAAGAUAUCGAAAGUUACAAUCACGAACUUACUAUGUGUAGAUCAUAGUCCAUUUUUUAUGAAUUUGUUCAUGUUGCUUAUAUUUACCUUUGUGUCACAUCAACCAUAUACAGCAAAGAAUGCCUUUCUUGCAUUGUCCAUAAUCAAUAUCUUGAAAUUUCCUUUGAACGUGAUACCGUUUACACUUGGUGGAAUCGCUCAGGCAUCAGUGUCAAUAAGAAGAAUAGGGAAAUUCCUCCAAUCACCCGAAAUAGAUAACUAUAAAUGUCAUGGAGACUCUCCUCCGAAUUCAGAAUUUGCUAUCACUUUUAGUAACGGGAAGUUUACAUGGGACAGAGGUUGCAAUCAAGUAGCCCUUUCAGGCUUGAAUACAAAAAUCCGACAUGGAAAACUUGUAGCAGUGGUAGGUCUUGUUGGGUCCGGGAAAUCCUCGUUGUUAUCCAGCAUUCUUGGUGAGAUGGAGAAAUUAGAAGGCGAAGUUCAUGUACAGGGUUCAGUAUCUUACGUUUCACAGGAACCAUGGAUACAAAACCUUACAAUCAGAGAUAAUAUCUUAUAUGGACAUGAAUUUGUUGAUCGUAAAUAUAGAAAAGUGAUUAAAAACUGCUGCUUGAGAACAGAUUUUAAAAUUCUCCCUGGUGGAGAUGAAACUGAAUUAGGGGAAAGGGGAAUAAAUGUCAGUGGAGGCCAAAAACAACGCAUAAAUCUGGCUAGAGCAGUUUAUUGUGAUUCUGACAUAUACCUGAUGGAUGACCCUCUUAGUGCUGUUGAUUCCCAUGUUGGUAAAGAUUUAUUCGACAAAGUUAUUGGUCCCCAUGGAAUGCUCAAAAAUAAGACGAGAAUUUUUGUAACACAUGGUGUGCAAUGGCUUCCAAAGGUUGAUGAAAUAAUAGUGAUGGACAAUGGUAAAAUUUCUGAGCAUGGAACAUACGAACGCUUAGUCAGCAAUAAUGGUCCUUUUUCCCGGUUUUUGAUGCAGUACCUUGUAGACGAAGACACAUCAGAAGACGGAGACGACACUGAAUUUCAGCAAAUUAAAGAUGAAAUGUUCGAGAGAGUAAUUGUUACUUCUGAUGGAGGGAUGUCUGAUUAUAUAACAUCCGACUGUGUUAUGUCAGACGACGAAAAUAAAACACAGCGUUCAAAGUCACGAAGGACCUUAGCAAGACAAAACAGUCGCAAGCUUAAAAGACAACUGUCAAAAGAUUGUGGAUCACCAGAGAAACUAGAAAGUCAAACAGCAAAACCAUCUAAAAAAGAUGGCGUGCUAGUACAAGAUGAAACAUCUGAAAAAGGAUCGGUAAAGCUAGCAGUCAUUCUCACUUACAUCAAGUCAAUGGGUGUAUUAAUUACAAUUAUGGCAUUUAUUUUCUUGUGUGUAUACCAAGGCUUAGGAAUAUAUUCAAAUAUCUGGAUUACAUACUGGACAUCUAAUUUGUAUUUAUUGAAUGUUUCAAAUUGGAACACCGACUUUUACUAUGAAGAAAAAACUUACUAUCUUGGAUUUUAUGCUUUGAUUGGAAUAUUACAAGGAAUUUGUUUUAUACUUUUUCAAGGUUUCAUUGUAAACGGUUUCAUACAUGGAACAAAUAGAUUUCAUUCAAAGGUUUUGAGCAGCAUUCUCCGAUCACCGAUGUCAUUUUUCGAUACAACACCUACAGGACGAAUCAUAAAUCGAUUUUCCGGUGAUAUCGAUAUAUUAGAUGACAGAUUUCCUCGUAUCUGUAAUUUUUUUAUUAUUUCCCUAUCAACUCUGAUUGCUACUAUGAUAGUGAUAGUCAUGAAGACCCCAUUGGUGAUGGUUGUUAUCGCUCCUGUAGCAGUUUUAUACGUUGUAAUUAUAAAAUUCUAUUUGCCUACAUCCAGACAAUUAAAAAGGACAGAGGCGGUGACGAGAUCACUCCUGUUAAGCCAUUACAGUGAGACUAUAAACGGCACCAGUGUUAUUCGUGCCUAUAACUCAGAGGAAAGGUUUAUCGAUGAAGUCUACAAACGGUUGGACUUGAACUCAUCAUUUUAUUUUGCCGCAAACACUGGAAUGGGAUGGAUUGGAAUGAGAAUACAGACGUUUGGAAACUUGGUAGUUUUAGCUGCUGCACUUUUUGCUGUUCUCUCAACAUCUCUUUCUGGGGCAGAUGCUGGCCUGUCAUUGACAUAUGCAUUACAGAUAAUAGUAAGCAUGAAUGCUGUUGUACAGACUGUCAGUAUUUUACAAAUGGAUAUUAUAUCAAUGGAAAGGGUUGAUGAAUACAGCAAAUUACAACCAGAGGCAACAUGGAUAGGCAACAAAAGGCCAGUUGAUGACUGGCCAGCAAAUGGAGAAAUUGAGUUUUUGAACUAUAAGACCUGUUAUAGAGAAGGGUUGGACUUAGUAUUGAGGGGUGUUAGCUGUAACAUAAAGCCUGGGGAAAAGAUAGGCGUGGUCGGACGCACAGGAGCAGGAAAGUCGUCUUUAACAAUGUCACUUUACAGACUAAUAGAGAGAGUUGAUGGUUGUAUCAAGAUUGAUGGACUUGAUAUAGCUGCUAUUGGAUUGCAUGAUCUUAGGUCGAAAAUUUCUAUUUUACCUCAGGAUCCAGUGAUAUUUUCUGAGUCAUUGAGAACAAACCUUGAUCCAAGUAGCAAAUUUACAGAUGCGCAAAUUUGGAGAGCAUUAGAGUAUUCAAAUUUAAAAAGUUUCAUAACUUCUCAAUAUGCCGAUUUGAUGUCAGAAGUAGGUGAAAGUGGACGAGAUCUAAGCGUUGGGCAACGUCAAUUACUAUGUUUGACCAGGACGUUACUGCAUAAAACAAAAAUACUGCUGUUAGAUGAGGCAACUGCUGCAGUGGACAUGGACACUGAUAAGAUUAUUCAGCAAACAAUAAAAUCGCAUUUCUCUGAAUGCACGGUUUUAUCUAUAGCUCAUCGGAUAAAUACAGUGAUAGAUUAUGACAGAAUAAUGGUUAUGGAUGAUGGUAUUAUAGCUGAAUUUGAUACGCCCGAAACCCUGCUACAAAACAAGGCAGGAGUGUUUUAUUCCUUAGCGAAAGAGGCCAAUCUUAUAUGAAGCACAAUAUUCGAAUCCAUAUACAUUUCUUUUCGAUUUUUAAAUCAUAUGAAACUUCAAAAUUAAAAAAAAGGAGUUUAAUAUGUUUUACGUUCUUAAAACUUUACUCGAAAAGAAAUAAACAUGAACUUUUGUUUAGACGAAAAUCUGUUACAUUAUCAAAAUCUUCAUAAAUGUAUGGAUAUUAAUUAUUGACUUCUCAGACACUAAUUCGACGAUACUUUCCUGUAUGCAAAGAUAUAAAGUUCGAGACCUCUCGCUAUAACACCUUCCAACACAAUAGGUGGGACCACAUUUAAAGAAUGUCAACCAAAGUGCUCUUGAGUGUAAAAAUUAAUAUCAGAUUCUUAACAUGAAUAAAUUAAAUCAUUUAACAACUGUUAUGGAACAAUUUAAUUUAUAAAUGGAAUGAUACUUUAAAUUGGCUUAUCUUUCACGUUGUUCAAAUUUGUUUUAUCAUUUCUUACACAUUUCAAAACAUAUGCUGAAUGGUGGCAUCAUUUUACUGAUUUUUUUUGUUGAUUUUUUUUUUAUACAUAUUAUCAGAGACAAUUGUAUUAUAUGUCUAUGAUAUUAUGAAUUAUGAGAGCGUUAUUAUAUUGAUAUCUUGUUAGUUGUUUUUGUUAGUCUUUUUAUGUUUGAUUUAAUUUGAUACCGUGUUUUUUUAUCCUGUUAUAAAACAUAAAACAUGUGGAUAUAUGAAUAGUUGUAAAGUUACACUAUUAAUCAUGCAAAUUUUAUUAAAGAACGAUAAGAAUCCCUUUUUUUGUUUUUUAAAUGUUCAUUUUAUUUCAGGUUUCUUGUAUUUUCUUGUCUUUUAUGCAGCAGUGUUACACUCAAUUCAUUUUAUGAAUUGUAUAUAC